AUGGCUCAAUCCACCAAAUGUUAUCUUCCUCGGUUCGCUUCGACGGUUGACGGGCCUAAACGCCCAGUCUCGAUGAAGACGAGACCAACGGCCGCUCAACAUGCGCAGUUAUUAACCGCAUGGAAUGAAGGCCGUCUGGAUCCAAUCCUACGAGCUACCUGGGCUCUCUUGUUGCAUUACUACAUCCGCUCCGAGGAUAUAUGCUUCGGUUACCAACAUCUCGAGGGCGACUCCCGCUCUCCCAAAUCAUCUGUACAGCGUUCUACGGGCGUCAACAUAUCAACGAUCCGCAUAUCCAUCAACGACAAUGACUCUCUCACAGCUAUUGUAGAUAAGAUGCGCGCAAAUGGUGCAACUCGACCUGGAACCUCGGAGGCCCCUUCCGAGGCAUAUCUUCCUUUCAACACCAUCUUCAUGCUGCGCACAUACGACCCUCCUGCUUCUCCUUCAAAACCUAUUCUGGCCACAGCUCUUCCAGACGAGUGUCAAAUCCGUCUUCAUGUCAAGGUGAUGCGUGGAGACAUAAGCAUCUACCUUGAAUGGCGCAAGGGCGACAUGUCCGGGGAACAGAUGAAGAGUAUCGCCAACAUUUUCGAGCAGUUGCUUGCCAAACUCCUUUCCGCAGAGAACACCGCUAUUAGCCAGCUUAAUUUGUUCUCCGAGAACGACUGGCAACGCAUCCGCAAGUGGAACUCCACUACCCCACAGCUUCAUGAUCGCUGCAUUCACGAGGCCAUCCACGAUCAGAUGUUGAGCGGACCUGAUCGUGAGGCUGUGUGUGCGUGGGAUGGAAGUUUGACUUUCGCCGAGUUGGAUCACCAAGCGUCGAAGCUUGCAUGCUAUCUUCGCCUGCAGGGAGUCGGGCCGGAAGUUCGCGUGGCUCUGUGUUUCGAGAAAUCGAAAUGGAACAUCGUCGCAAUGCUUGGCGUGAUGAAGGCGGGCGGAGCCUUCGUUCCAUUGGACCCGACUCACCCAACUUCCCGACUACAAGCUCUCAUCCAAUCGGUUCAGGCUCCGGUUGUGUUGUGCUCCAAACAUCUUUCCGACAAAAUACCGACUGUGAAGACUUUAAUACCCCUUUGUGAUGACAUACUAGAUCCUUUGUCUGACGACAAUCUUGCAUCGGGCGUCACAAGUCAAAAUGCAGCUUAUGUUCUGUUUACCUCUGGAUCAACAGGAGAACCUAAGGGAACUCUGUUGGAGCACCGCGCGUUCCUGUCCGGGGCAAUGGUACAUGGCCCCGGUCUGCGCAUUUACCGCGAGUCGCGAUGUCUUCAAUUUGCCGCCCACACAUUCGAUGCCAGUUUGGCCGAGUCAUUGACACCACUCAUUCAUGGUGCAUGUGUGUGUAUUCCAAGCGAGGAAGCUCGCCUCAACGAUAUUGUGAACACCAUCAACGAGAUGCGAGUCACCCAAGCCUGCUUCACCCCAUCAUUCAUCGGCUUUAUUGAAAUCGACAGCGUGCCAGGGCUGGAGAGUUUAGUCCUGGCGGGGGAGGCAAUGUCGCAAUCGCAGCUGGCCACUUGGUCCAGAAUCAAACUGGUCAAUGGUUACGGACCUACCGAGGCCAGUGUCGCAUCCGUGCUCAACUCCAAUGUCACACCUGAAACCGAUUGUAAAGAUAUCGGGCUGCCCAUUGGUGUGAGAACUUGGCUUGUGAACCCUGAUAACCACGAUCAACUGGUUCCCGUGGGCUGCCCCGGAGAAUUACUGUUGGAAGGUCCACCCCUGGCCCGGUGCUACGUGAAUAAUCCACAAAAGACAAACGAAUCGUUUAUCUACGACCCUGCUUGGACUACCUUGGACCCUGAAAGUCGCUCCAACCGUAGAUUCUACAAGACAGGUGAUCUCGUCAGGUACAACUCUGACACGGGUGCUUUGAAUUACAUCGGUCGGAAAGAUACGCAGGUGAAGGUUCAUGGACAACGAAUCGAGCUCGGCGAAAUUGAGAAUCAGCUCAGCAAAGAUUUGAACGUCACUCACUGUUCUGUCUUUUUCCCCAAGACUGGCUUCUCCAAGGGGCGCCUAGCGGCAGUUGUCUCUUCCAACGGAUUGCUUGCAGAACAAUCUGAUUCAGACUUCGAGCCUCUACGACUCGUCUCCGCUUCGAAAAAGGCCGACCUUGUCCCAGGCAUCCGAGAGCGGCUAUCAGCCCUCCUCCCUACUUAUAUGGUCCCUGCGGUUUGGUUGUGUGUGGAAGCUCUUCCACUUCUGCCAUCAGGGAAACUAGACCGCAAGGGCAUUUCCACUUGGGUCGCAGGUAUGGAGAGUGAUCCAGAUCUUCAGAACAAUGCCUCUGUCGCAAUCGUCGGCACAGAAUUUUCUCAACCCGCCAACGACAGAGAGGAAGCUUUAGCUGCUGUAUAUAGCCGUGUCCUGAACAUCCCCCCGAACCAGCUCAAUUUGAACGAGAGCUUCCUCGCCCUCGGCGGUGAUUCGAUUGCAGCUAUGACAUGUAUUGGUCUUUGCAAGAAACGAGGGUUCUCCCUCUCCGUACAAGAGCUGCUUCGCAGCAAAUCAAUCCGCGACCUCGCAACCCGCGCAAAGACAAUCGACCACCUUACGACUUAUGAAGAAGCUAUUGGUGAACCAUUUAGCCUCUCACCCAUCCAGAUCCUUCACUUCGGUGUCCGCAAGGAAGGCCAAGGCCACUUCAACCAGGGAAUACUCACUCGCUUGAACAAACCUGUCCACGAACGAGCCCUCCGUAAAGCUGUCGAAACUUUGGUAUCUCGGCACUCCAUGCUUCGUGCACGAUUCACAGACACAGGAUUCGCGACCGCAUCGAGUCAACACAUCACCCGCGAUAUCGAAGGAUCUUACAGAUGGCGGAUACACAAUCUUGGCAGCAUGGACGAGGUCAAGAUUCAUGUCGCCGACAGCCAGUCUUCUAUCAACUGCUUCUCUGGCCCCUUGCUUGCAGUCGAUUAUUUCUUGAUCAAGGGCCAGCCUAACAUCCUGUCUAUGACAGCUCACCACUUGGUUGUCGAUAUUGUCUCUUGGAGAAUUAUCUUGGAAGAUUUAGAAGACAUCAUCUUGAAUCCCGAGAAGACCGAAACGAGUGAUAACUCCUUGCCGUUCCAGACCUGGUGCCGCCUGCAGAAUGAGCACUGCAACGUCCUCCGGGAUGAGCAAAAGGUUGCAACAGAUGCUCUCGCUGCACCUAACUUUGGUUACUGGGGGCUCCAGGGCACCCAAACCACGUAUGGCGAUGUGGAUUGUGCCUCGUUUGAGAUCGAUUCAGCGCACACAAAUGCCAUUCUACUGGAAUGUCACAAAGCCCUUGGCACUGAGCCAAUUGACCUUUUCCUGGCAGCAAUGCUUCACUCAUUCGGCAGAGCUUUCCCCGAUCGUUCUCUUCCAACUAUCUACAAUGAAGGCCACGGACGAGAGGCCUGGGACCCGUCUAUCGAUAUCUCGCAUACUGUCGGCUGGUUCACAAUUCUUCACCCCAUCUUCGUGUCUGCAUACAAGUCAGACAACCCUAUUGAUACUCUCAUCCAGGUGAAGGACCUCCGCCGUCGUGUCUCGGACAAUGGUCGCGCAGAUUUCGCCAGUCGCGUUCUACCAGCGCAGGGCAAGGAAGUCUCCGAGCAUCCCCAUCCCUUUGAGAUGUCGUUCAACUACGUUGGUCAGCACCGAGAUCUGCAGAGGAAGGAUGGCCUUUUCCAGCUUGUUGAUCAGAUGGCUGGAGAAGCUGGCCAAGGAGGCGGUGCCGCUGACUUUGGAGCCGAUACUCCCCGCUUUGGUCUGUUCGAGAUCUCUGCGAUGGUCGUCGCUGGGAAGGUCCGAUUCAACUUCUCCUUUAACAAGUUUAUGCAGCACCAGAAUCGUAUUCACCGAUGGGUUUCCGAAUGCCAGGAGCUGCUUGUAACUCUGGCUGAGCAGCUUCCCACCAUAAAUCCCCGUUUGACCCUCAGCUCGUUCCCUAUGCUGUCGUUGACAUACCCUACCUUGGAUAAGAUGAUCAAUGAGAAGCUGCCUGCUAUGGGUAUUGAGUCCCCAGGCCUCGUCGAGGAUAUCUACCCUUGCUCUCGCAUGCAGCAGGGUAUCCUUCUUGGCCGCAAGCGAGAUAGCUCCUACUACGCUGUCCAUGACACUUUCGAGAUCCAGGCCACUGGAUCUAGCGAGCCGAACCUCGAUCGCCUGGUCAAUGCAUGGAAGCAGGUCGUUUCUCAUCAUGCGAUGUUCCGGACAAUCUUCGUUGAGAAUCUCACUCCUCGGGAACCCUUCUGCCAGGUCGUACUGAAGAGUUAUGAUGCCACUCCUGUCUUCUUGCAGUCUUCAGGGGACGAUGAUGUGCUUGCCACGUUUGACAGGGAAGACCCCAAAGAUUACAGUGAGCCAGAACCAGCGUAUCGGUUCACUAUUUGCCAAACACCUACUGGCAGAUUGUUUGCCCGCAUUGAGCUCAGUCAUGCUGCCAUGGACGGUAACUCCAUCUCAAUCAUCUUCCGUGACUUGCAGCUCGCAUACGCUGGGAGACUCGAGGAAAUCCCCCAGCCUUUGUUCAAGGAUUAUAUGGAGUACCUUCAAGAUGCGCCUAAGGAAGCCAGCAUCGACUACUGGCGCUCCUACUUGGAUCAAGCUAAGCCGUGCCACUUCCCCGCCCUUACCAACGGCCAACAAUCACCCAAGGCACUUCGGUCCAUUCCGGUCAACUUUGGAGCACUCAACGAACUUCAAAGCGUCUGUGAGAAGCGCGGAAUCACCCUCGCAAAUGUUUUCAAUGCGGCGUGGGGUCUUACUCUCCGCGCCUUCUGUGGAUCUGGCGAUGUUUCCUUCAGCUACAUGGCAUCCCUACGUGACGUAUCUGCUGCCGGCGUCCAGUGGGUUAUUGGACCAGUCAUCAACCUUCUAGUCUGUCGCCUGAAGGUUUCUGAUGACGCGACGCUCAGUGAUGUGUUGCAUCAAAUCCAGAACGACCACAUGGAGAGUCUUCCUUACCGUCACACUUCGCUCAUUGACAUUCAGCACGCUCUGAAGCUGUCUGACACUAAUCUGUUCAAUUCUGGUGUCUCCUACCGUCGACUUCCCAGUUCUAAGGAUGCCGUGAGCAGUGAUAUCAAAUGCGUCGAGGUUGGCUCAAUCCACGAUCCCGCUGAGUUCCCGGUCUUCAUCAAUAUUGAGGCCAUGGACACCACCGCUCGCAUUGACCUCAACUACUGGACCACCAGCCUCUCUGAUUUACAGGCCACCAAUGUUGCCAACACCUAUCUUCGUUGCCUUGAGAACAUUAUGUCGAAUAUCGACGGUGAAAUCCGCCAGCUGGACAAUGUGAGCGAUGACAACCGAGCACAGAUCAUGGCGUGGAAUAGCAAGACUCCCAAGCCGUUUGAGAAGUGCGCCCAUCACGUCGUCCAAGAGAUGGCCAAGAAGCGCCCUGAUGCGCUGGCUGUCACUGCUUGGGAUGGAAACUUGACUUACUCCAAGUUGGAUCAAUUCUCCUCUCGCUUGGCAAGUUAUCUUGUCACCUUCGGUGUCGGUCCUGGCACCCUGGUCCCGAUCUGCUUCGAGAAGUCUGCGUGGAACAUGGUAUCCAUAUUGGCAAUCAUGAAAGCUGGUGGUGGCUGUAUUCCAGUUGACACGCCUCAGAGCCUGACUCUUGUUGAGAAGUGGAUUGUCGACAAUGCUGUGCAAGUUGCUCUGGCUUCCCCAGAGAAGGCUCAGGUGCUCGAGGAUGUGGUACCGUACGUCAUCCCGGUGAGCGAGUCUCUACUCGAGUAUCUCGCAGACGAGGUCCUCAAACCCGUCGCACAAUCAUCCGACGUCGCAUACGUCGCGAUGACGGCCGGCACUUCUGGCCCUGCCAAGAGUGUCGUCCUUGACCAUUCAACUGUCAUGACCCGGGCGGAGGCAUUUGCUACCACCAUGGCGAUUGCCGAUGUCUCCAGGACCCUGCAGUUCGCACCUCACACAUCCGAUGCAUUUAUCCUUGAGGCAUUCGGCACCUUCAUGUGGGGCGGUUGUGUUUGCAUCCCGGCUGAUAUUGACCCCAUCAACUUGUCCACAUCUAUCAAUGCACUCCACGUUAAUGUUGCUAGCAUUACCCCAACAGCUGCAAGCUUCUUCUCGCCCAAGGAUGUCCCGGGACUGCGAUCCAUUGCCCUAGGCGGCGAAGUUGUUUCUCAGAGCGUGCUUGACCACUGGCAGACCGACGAUCUACAACUGCAGGUUUUGUAUGGAACAUCUGAGAGCUCGGCUGCUUGCUUCCACGUGUUCUGUUCUCAGGACGAAAACGAAGCAACCCUCAUCGGAAAGAGCACUUCUUGUGUUUACUGGGUUGUUGACCCAUCCAACCAUAAUCGUCUUGUUCCGAUCGGUAGUGUUGGAGAAUUGGCACUUGAGGGCCCUGUUCUCGCUUGCGGCUACCUCGAAGACCACUCUGUCGAGAACUGCGACUUCUUUGAUAAUGCUUCUUGGUUUGGAGUAGAGGGUGAACACCGCCUGUUCAAGACGGGAGAUCUUGUUCGGUACAAUUCAGAUGGCUCCCUGGAUUUCGUCGGCCGGAAGAGCGAUAGGAAUGAAUCCGCCUUGGCUAGCGAGCUUAUCCAGACCCAGGCGCGCAUCGAUGCCUUCCUUGACCACAAGAAAAACGCCGUUGUGCAGAGCGUCCAGGUGCAAUGUGAUAAUAUAAAGACUAAUGCUCUUGUUGCUUUCGUGGUUUCUUCGGACACCACUCCGGUCACUUUUGGGGAUCGCGUCUUCCAGUCCGCGACACAUAACCUGAAAGACGCCAUCUCUAGCUUGCACACCAAUCUGAGUACCAGUCUUCCUGGUAGCAAGGUUCCGAGUUACUAUAUUCCCAUUUCCUCCCUCCCCUUGACCGUAUCUGGAAAGGUUAACCGACAGGCCCUUACAAUCGAAACACAAGCGCUCUCCAGCAGUGCUCUCGAGGCUUUCGACAUUAAGCGUUGGAACGGAUCGAAGGCUGGGAACCGGACUUCACGGCAUGCCAGUCUCUCCGGGGCCAAUAUCGCUUUCUGGAAAGAGUAUCUCGCCGAUGUUGAACCCUGCGUUUUCCCGGCGCUCUCCCACGAGGCAGUCGACAGUGGCCGUUCCACUCGCACGCUUACCAAACAGACAUCCAACAUUCAUGCCUUCAGCAGAUUGUCUGGCGUCCCUACGGAGACUCUCUUCCAGUUUGCCUGGGCCGUUGUCCUUCGGUGGUACACUGGCUCAGACGAUGUGUGCUUUGGAUAUUCCGCCUCAUCUUCAGAGACAAAGUUGGAGGCCGAAGGCGUUGCCACCUGCCGUUUUCUCGUAAAUAACGACCAAAAUCUCCAAGAGACUAUCCAAAAGGCAAUGAAAGACUCAGAGAACAGUGCACUGAACAUCGCUGCCCUGGACGCCGUCAAGCACCACCUUGGACUUGAUGAUACAACCCUCUUCAACACCUCUCUGGUUUAUCGAACAGCUUCUAAUCUUCCAAAAGGAAGUACCCGUGAGCCAACUAUCUCUAGUGCUUACCAGAUCCUGGUUGAAGCCGAAGUCUCGCAUUCACAUGCCGAGAUCCAUUUCAACUACUCCUCAGAAACCCUCUCCCCCUUCCAGGUCAGCCAUGUUAUGGACAUGUUUGACCAAGUGUUGGACGAUCUGAUAGCGCACAACCUACAUGACCGCACGGUUGGAGACCUCAACUUGCUACCUGAGCGCUCAGUUCGGCAGAUCCGUCAUUGGAACGCCGCAUCCCCUCCUAGAGUAGAGAAGUGCGCCGACGAGCUCAUUCAGCAGCAGGCCCUGCUCCACCCUCGUGCGGAAGCCAUAUGUUCUUGGGACAAGAAUUUCACUUAUGGACAGCUUGAGAUUGUCUCUAGUCGCUUGGCUCGCCAUCUCUCCAGUAUUGGAAUCAAGCCCGAAGUCUUUGUUGUGCUGUGCUUCGAGAAGUCAGCUUGGGCUGUAGUUGCCCAGCUGGCUGUCCUCAAGGCGGGUGGGGUUUUCGUUUCCAUUGACCCAACCCACCCCGAUUCUCGACUGAAGAUGCUCAUCGAUGAAAUUGGCAGUAAACUUGUUUUGUGCUCAUCUUCACUCCACACCAAACUUUCGAAGCUGUGCGAGAAAGCUUUCGCUGUAUGCCAGACUUCAAUCUCUCAGCUCUCUGACUCGCCUUUGGCUUUGCCUGGUGUUCGUCCUACCCCGAACAAUGCGGCAUAUGCCAUCUUUACAUCAGGGACUACUGGAACGCCGAAGGCGACCGUUGUUGAGCACACUGCCCUUAGCACCACCGCGAUCGCCAUGAUCGAUGCCCUUCACAUGAACUCCUCAACCCGUGCUUUGCAGUUCUCUAACUACACGUUUGAUGUCAGCAUUCUUGAGAUUAUGAUGACUCUCAUGACUGGUGGUUGUGUCUGUAUUCCCAGCGAGGAGGAACGUAUGAACAACAUGGGUGGUGCUAUCCGCCGUAUGGAAGCCACCUUCAUGACGGCACCUCCUGCUAUUGUCAAUACCUUAGAGCCGAAGAACGUUCCCACCCUCAAGGUGAUUAUCACAGGCGGCGAGAAGAUGCCUGCCAACCACAUCGACCGCUGGGCAGACCGGUGCGUCAUCAAUGCCUAUGGUCCCUCCGAGGCCACUGUCGUUGCCACAGUCGGUGUCAAGGUUGAUCGGGAUGGUAACCGCAUCAACAAUGAUCCCACGUCCAUUGGAACAGCUCCAAACUGCAGAGUCUGGAUUGUGGAUCCGCACAACUCGCACCGUCUGCUGCCGGUCGGCGCAGUCGGCGAAUUGAUCCUAGAAGGAAGCAACAUCGCUCGUGGAUAUCUUGCCAACGAGGAGAAAACCAAGGCCUCUUUCUUCGAGAAUCCAGUUUGGAACCGUCACGCUGGACUACAGGGCGUGUUCAAACGAAAUGAUCGCAUGUACCGCACUGGUGAUCUUGUUCGUUACAACAGCGAUGGCAGUCUGGCCUUCAUCUCCCGCAAAGACACCCAGAUCAAGUUCAAUGGCCAGCGAAUUGAACUGGAGGAGAUCGAACAACAGUGUCUCCGCUGUCUGCCUGAGGAUUCUCAGGUCGCUGUUGACGUCGUUGUUCCCGAGGAACGCACCAUCGCCAAGGGCCUCGCCGCAUUCUUCACCGUUCAUGAUCCAGAUUCCAACGGGGGCAGCAGCGAUCAAUUCACACCCACUAUUCCUGGGGCCGAUCCACUGCUAUUGCCCAUCUCUGUGUCUAACAUGGAUGCCAUCCAGAAGUUAAAGAUCUCUCUACCCGAGCUCCUCCCUGCGAGCAUGAUGCCCCGACUCUUCUUCCCUAUCCGAAACCUGCCGUUCACUUCAUCGGGGAAGAUCGACCGCCGAAGACUGCGGGCCAUGGUCCAAAACUUGUCCAAGGAGACUCUCAAGUCUUACAUUACAUUCGACACUUCCGACAGAAGGGAGGCUUCCUCGGCCACUGGCCUCGAGGUCAAGCUUGUGGCCCUCGUGGAAAAGACCCUCGAACUUGAAGCCGGUUCUGUGACGGCCGAUGAUAGCUUCUUCGGUCUAGGUGGUGACUCCUUGUCCGCCAUGAACCUCGUCGGUGCUGCUCAGGCAGAAGGUAUUGCACUUACCGUCUCGAGCAUCUUCAAUUCCCCAAUCUUGAUUGACAUGGCCAAGACCUGCGUCGUGUCUGAUGCAGUUGCUGAAAUUAAGAAAGAGACUAUCAAUCCGUUCUCCUUGGUACCCUCUGGAGUCGACCUGGAGAGCCUGAUGGAUGAAGUCACGGACAACUGCGAGGUGUCCAGAGACCUGAUCAGCGAUGUCUACCCAUGCAGCGCUGUCCAGGAAGGUCUUUUGACACUCUCUAUCAAGCAUAACGGUGCUUAUGUUGCUCAGCCUUCGUUCCGCCUCGCUGAUGGCAUCGAUGUCGGUAAAUUCAAACGGGCUUGGCAACAAACUGUGGCAGACUUGGAAAUCCUUCGCACUCGCAUUGUCCACACGGAAGCUAUGAACUUCGCUCAGGUUGUUCUGAAGGAUGGCAAUAUCUCCUGGGUGGAAGCAGAGUCUUUUGAUGCUCUGCCCAGUGACAUUCUUCACCUCCCCAAGCAAAACGGCGCGCCUCUGACGGGUUACGCCAUGGUGCAUCCCCGUGGCUCCUCUGAUAGCUACUUUGUGUGGUCUGUCCAUCACGCCCUUUAUGACGGAUGGAGUAUUCCUUUGGUCUUCCACAAAGUCGAAGAGAACUACUUUGCGUCGCAGACCCAGCGCGCUGGCACCCCCUACAGUCUUUUCAUUAACUACCUGGUGAAGAAGGAUAUGGAGGAGUCGGAUGUCUUCUGGAAGUCUUAUCUGGCUGACCUGUCGACCACUCCCUUCCCUCAUAAUAAGGGUGCGGUGCCUGACGCCAUGCGUGCUGGCAACACCCAGCACCACAGUAUCAAGAUUUCCCGUACCCGCAACAGCAUCGAGUUCACAAUCCCUGUCCUUAUGCGCGCCGCUUGGGCAAUCGUCAUUGCCACCCACACUGCAUCUGGUGACGUCUGCUUCGGCGAGACAUUGUCAGGCAGAAAUAUCGAUCUACCCGGUGUUGCAGAUAUUGCUGGUCCUGUUCUGACCACCGUCCCCACCCGUGUCCAAGUUGACAAUGAGAUGUCUACUCUGCAGUACUUGCAGAACAUCAACAAGUCGACCACUGAGAUGAUACCGCACUUACAUUCUGGUCUCCAGCGUAUCCGACAGCUAAAUAAGGAUACAUCCACAGCCUGCGAUUUCAAGAACCUGCUUGUGAUCCAGCCAGGUGAUGGCGAGCUCGACAACAAGAUCUGGAUCGACGAGAAACGUCAAACAAGCGAAGACUUCUUCACUCACCCCCUGGUCGUCGAAUGUGGUGUCACCAAGACGAGUAUCUCUUUCACCGUCCACCACGAUGAGCUCGUCAUCAAUGGAUGGCAAACCAAGCGCAUUACCGAACAAUUUGCGCAUGUUCUACAGCAAUUGAUCAACAUGCCUAAGAACAGUACGAGCAAGCUCGGAGAUCUGGAGAUUAUCAGCCCCGAAGACAAGGCCGAGAUUGGUACAUGGAACCAACGUACCCCGCUCACAGUGGAACGGACCGUUCAGGAUUUCAUUCGUGAGAAGUGUGACGAGACUCCGAAUGCCCAGGCUGUGUGUGCGUGGGAUGGAAACCUCACCUACCGAGAAUUCUGGAACCUUGCAUCCGGCUUCGCCAACUACUUGGUCUCUCGUGGAGUUGGUCCAGAAGUAUUCGUUCCCGUCUGUCUGGACAAGUCGGCCUGGGCUAUGGUCACCCUCAUCAGUAUCUUAAUCGCUGGUGGUGGUUAUGUGCCUCUGGAUCCUUCUCACCCUACCUCGCGACACGAGGAAAUCCUCGCUGACGUCGGUGCCAACAUGAUACUGUGCACCCCCAACUAUACAAACCGCUACAGUCGAGUUGUCAAGACUGUGAUCCCCAUCAGCAAGGAGACCAUCAAGGCAUAUGGCUCCCUCAAGUCAGCUGCCCGUCGCCGCACUGAGGUCAAACCCUCUAAUAUGGCUUAUGCUCUAUUCACCUCCGGUAGCACAGGUCGAGCCAAGGGAAUUAUUGUUGAACACCGGAACGUGGUCAGCAGUAUCAUGGCAUUCGCGCCUUGGGUCCGCAUGGAUGCAACCUCGAGAGUAUUCCAAUUUGCCUCCCUCACUUUCGAUGCUGCUGUUAUGGAGACUCUUGCGAUUCUCAUGGUGGGCGGUACAAUCUGUGUUCCCAGCGAAGAUGACCGUCUGAAUGAUGUUGCCGGCGCAAUCCGUCGACUCAAUGUCACUUGGACUUUCCUCACCCCCUCGAUUGCAAGCAUCAUUGAGCCCACAUCGGUGCCUUCUCUGAAGCACCUCGUUUGUGGUGGUGAGAAGAUGUCCAAUGAAGUCAUCACCAAGUGGGCCAAUUCGGUUCACCUCAUGAACGGAUACGGACCGACCGAGACCUGCGUCUUCGCUGUAGUUGAUACUGCAGUGGCCACCAACCGUGAUCCAGGGCGUAUCGGUUAUGGUAUUCCUAGCACUCUUACCUGGAUUGUGGACCCCGACAACCACGAUCGACUGACUCCCCUGGGUGCGGUCGGUGAACUUGCACUCGAAGGCGCUCCUUUGGCCAGGGAGUACCUCAAAAAUCCCGAGAAAAACGCAGAAGCAUUCACCUCAAACCCUGCCUGGGUCAAGGACUUCACGCCCGCUGUGCCGGGUCCUCGCCGAAUCUACAAGACUGGUGAUCUUUGCUACUACAACCCGGAUGGCUCUAUUCAGUAUAUCAGCCGGAAAGAUCACCAGGUCAAGUUGCAUGGUCAGCGCAUGGAGCUUGGUGAGAUCGAACAUCGCCUUUCUGAGGAUCCUCGUACCCGCCACGCUGUCGUUGUUCUCCCCAAGAACGGCCCGCUUAAGCAGCGCCUGGUCACUGUCAUGUCUUUGAACAGUGUCGCUGCUGAUACCAAGCUUAUCUCCGAUAAGCCCUGCGAGCUUGUUGAUGAGGAUGAGCUUGAGCGUCAUGCUUACAACGAGCUGGUCGAAGUCCAACAUAAUCUUGAGAACCAGCUGCCCAUUUACAUGGUCCCGCAGACUUGGGCUCUCAUCAAGAAACUUCCGAUGCUGGUUUCUGGAAAGCUUGACCGGAAGAAGAUCACCGCUUGGGUUGAGGAUAUUGAUGAUGUGUCCUACGAACGCAUAAUGGCGGAUUACGAUCGCAUCAAGCGUGGCAAGACCGAAGAGAAGUCACAAGAAAAGGAAGAGAAGAAUGGAUCGCUCAACAUUGUCCGUGAAAUCUUCGCACAAGUGUUGAAUAUUUCCCUCCAGAAGGUCAAUGUGGACCGCUCUUUUGUUAGCUUGGGCGGAGACAGCAUUACUGGAAUGGCUGUGAUUUCUCGUGCUCGUAAGCAGGGACUUGUUCUGACACUACAUGACAUUUUGCAGAGCAGAUCGGUGAAAGAACUUGCUCAAACUGCCAGUUCCAAGGCGCCUGUCUCUCGGCGCGAAGAGAAGUCUGGUGAAGGCUUUGCGCUUUCACCUGUCCAGAGGCUCUACUUCCAGAGCUCAACCUCUUUCAAGGGCGACGCUCGUUUCAACCAGAGCAUCACUGUUCGCAUUGCUCGCCGCUGUGAGGGCGAGGUGCUCAGGCGCGCUCUCAAGGCUGUCAUUAGCCAGCAUGCCAUGUUCCGCGCACGCUUCAGCAAAUCUGGUGGCGGUACUUGGCAACAGAAGACUACAGCGGAGGUCGAUGAAUCCUUCCGAUUCCGUGUGCACUCUGUUCAGGAUACCCGGGCGAUGGUUCCUAAGGUUGCUGACAGUCAAAAUUGCUUGGACCCUGUCAAUGGACCUAUUCUCGCGGCCGACCUCUUUAACCUUCGCACCGGUGGUCAGGUCUUAUUCCUCGUCGCUCACCAUCUCUGCAUUGAUAUGGUAUCCUGGCGCAUCGUGCUCCAGGACCUCGAAGAGCUCGUUGUCUCUGGAUCUCUUUCACUUGAAAAGGCAUUGUCCUUCCAAAGCUGGUGCGCUAUGCAGACCGAGAGAGCCAAGACACACGAUGCGACUAUUUCUCUGCCUUUCACCCCUGAGAAGCCCAACCUGCCUUACUGGGGCAUGCACGACUUGCCCAAUGUGUAUGGAGAUAUCAAGAUGGAAUCCUUCACAUUGAGUGAGGAUACUACCCAGUUUAUCCUCGAUGGCUGCCAUAGUGUCUUCCGCACUGACACUGUUGACAUCUUGCUAUCUGCCAUCAUUCAUUCCUUCGGUCGCACUUUCACCGAUCGCAAGGUGCCGACUAUCUACAACGAAGGACAUGGCAGAGAACCCUGGGAAGCCGACAUUGAUCUUUCAAGAACAGUUGGCUGGUUUACUACCAUGGCGCCUUUGCAAGUGGACUCUGAAGCUCGCGCUCUGAACGACAUUAUCAAGCGUGUGAAGGACACCAGACGUAACAUUGCAGACAAUGGACGCCCUUACUUCGCCAAAAGCCUACUUCAGGACCAGGCGGCCGAUUUCCCUGUCCCGUUGGAAAUACUUUUCAACUACCUAGGUAAAAUGCAGCAACUUGAGCGACCCGAUUCGCUGUUCCAUCACCAUGGUAGCGUCUUUGACAGCUCGGACUUUGCUGUCGCAGGUGAUAUGGGUCCGCAAACUGCUCGUUUCGCCCUUUUCGAAGUAUCUGCCAUUGUCAUCAAAGACCGCCUCAAUGUCGCCUUCACCUACAACAGUAGAAUGCAGCAUGAGGGCUCAAUUCGCCGCUGGAUUGUUCAGUGCAAGCAGACUCUAGAGAAAGAUAUCCUCACACUGAAAACUGCUACUCCCGAGCCUACUCUCAGCGAUUACCCCCUGCUUCCAAUCAACUAUCACGGCCUCCAGAUUCUCACCACUAACACCUUCCGCAAGGCUGGCAUUCGGAACAAGGAUCAUGUGGAAGACAUCUAUCCCUGCUCUCCCAUGCAAGAGGGCCUCUUGCUCAGCCAGCUCCGCGAUCCAAAUGCCUACAUGUUCCAUACUGUGUUUGAGAUCAAGGAUGACAAAUCUGGCAAGGUCGAUGCUGAAGGAGUUGCUCGCGCCUGGCAAGCCCUCGUCGACCGUCAUCCUGUUCUGCGAACUAUUUUCAUCGAUAGCAACUACACUGGUGGAUCUUUCGAUCAACUAGUGCUGAAGGAUCUUUCCGAAAAUAUCCUUCGGGUCGAAUGUCGUGACUCACAGGUUGAGGAGAAGUUGGCUGCUAUUUCCCUCCGUGACCUGAACGCGAUGCGCCAAUCGAAGCUUUCUCACCAGGUGACUGUCUGCAAGACAACCACUGGACGUGUGAUCUUGAAGCUGGAGAUUAACCAUGCCAUUAUCGAUGGUGGUUCGGUGGAUGUACUCCUCCGCGACCUGACUCUCGCCUACGAGGGAAAGAUCGCCGAGGGUUCAGGACCUCGCUUCAGCGACUACAUCAAGUUCAUCAGAACGCAGAGACAGAGUGACGCACUCAGUCACUGGAAGCAAUACCUCGGCGGAGUUCACCCAUGUCACCUCGCUCCGACGGCAGUGUUCGAGGCCAAGAGAGAACUGAAGGGUGUCAUGAUGAACUUCCAGCGGUUCCCCGAGCUGCUCAAGUUCUGCGAGCGUAGCUCUGUGACUCUCGCCAACUUGACCCUGUCCGCCUGGGCCAUCGUCCUGCGACAGCUCACUGGGUCCGAUGACGUUUGCUUUGGAUAUCUUUCCGCCGGUCGCGAUGCCCCUGUCAAUGGCAUCGAGGGCAUGGUUGGAAUCUUUAUUAACAUGCUUUGCUGUCGGGUCCAGUUUUCCGACCAGCAGACCCUGACGGAUGUGUCCAAGAAUGUGCAAGAUGAUUAUAUUCGAUGCAUCCCCCACCAAAGCUGCUCGCUGGCGAGCAUCCAACAUGAGCUAGGUUGGCAAGGACAGUCCCUCUUCAAUACUACCUUGUCAAUCCAGAACCACUCCGUUGCGGGUGGUCCCAACGACAAGGGAUUGUCCUUCGAUCUUCAGCACGCACAUGACCCGAGCGAAUAUGCGGUUACUGUGAACGUUGAGAUUGCCCGAGGCCAGGAGGGUAUUCUUUUGAGAUACUGGAACGAUGUUGUGUCUGACGAUGAGGCACAGACUUUGGCUGACACCAUCGCCAAAGUCUUCACUGGCUUCAUUGAAUCCCCGUCUGCGAAUCUGUCGCAGUCCACAUUCGCUCCCGAGGCUGAACCUGAGUCAGUGGAUUGGGACCGCUCCCAAACAACGCUGGCUGAAAAGGCAAAGUCGACCGGAGAUGCGAUUGAUAGUGUUGCCAUGCAGAAAAUUAUUGAUGAUCGUGUUCAUGAGAUUAUUGGUCGGAUGUUGAGAGAAGGAAAACUGACGGUGCCUCCCAUUCGUACGAAUGGGUUGUCGAGCUUUGGUGGUCACACCGAUGCCAUAGCUGAAUCACCGUUUCAGUUAGGUUUGGAAGGAGAAGAUGAUACGAGUGGUUCAUCGGGGAUCUCCCGUUCCAGUGAGGAUGGGAUAUCGGCCGAGGUGGAAAGGAAAUUGUGGAAUCUUUGGAGCACAGCUCUUGGUCUCCCGCCCAACGUGGUGAGACACCAGGACAGCUUCUUCAAGUUGGGUGGUGACAGCAUCACCGCUAUGAAGAUGGUCAGUGCCGCUCGCGAAGAGGGCCUGGUUCUUACUGUUGCAGAUGUCUUCAACAAUCCUGUCUUUGAGGAUAUGCUGGCAACAGUGCAAGCGGCCAAUGUCACUCAGCAAAUGCUGAAUGUCGACCUCAAGUCUGGCGGCCACAAGGAGGUUGAUAGUGAUUUAAUCAAUAUCACACCGACCACGCUAGGCCCCAGCCCCUCUUCUGAGAGCCUUGAAGUCCUCAGGCCAUCGUGCGUCGACGAUGCCGCAGUCCAGAGCGGUAUUUGCCCUAAGAUCGGUGUCUUCAAGGGUGGCAUCGCCGAUGUUCUCCCGGUCACUGACUUCCAGGCAAUGUCUCUGACAGCAACCCUCUUCAAGUCCCGAUGGAUGCUUAACUACUUCUAUCUAGAGGGCAACGGUCCCCUGGACCUAAGACGCCUUCGCGAGAGUUGCUUGAAGGUUGUCGCUGCAUUUGAUAUUCUGCGCACAGUCUUUGUGUGCUUCCAUGACCAGUUCUUCCAGGUUGUUCUGCGCAAGAUUCGUCCCAGCAUCUUUGUUUAUGAGACCGACCGCGCUCUAGAUGAAUUCACCAUGACUCUCCAACAGAGAGAUCGUGAAUAUGGGCCACGCGAAGGCGAGCAGUACGUGCAGUUCUACGUUGUCAAAAAGAAGGGCAGUGACCAGCACCGUAUCUUGGUGCGCCUCUCUCACACUCAGUACGAUGGAGUGUGCUUGCCAAAGAUCAUGGCUGCCAUUAAGCACGGAUAUGAAGGCACCCCGCUGCCCCCGGUUACUCCUUUCGCUGGCUACUUGCGACAAUUGCCAGGAACAAUUACCCCAGACCAUUACCGACACUGGACCAAUCUCCUCAAGGGGUCUCGCAUGACCCAAGUCGUCCACAGAAAGGGGACAAGCAUGUUCCAGAACAUUGGAGCAUUCACCGAGAUUCACAGAAAGAUUGAGAUCUCUCAAACUGCCCUUGGAAAUGUCACUAUUGCAACUGUCAUGCAGGCUGCCUGGGCCCUGGCCCUUGCCAAACUUUCUGCUCAGUCCGACGUUGUCUUUGGUCUGACCAUCAGCGGUCGCAACGCCACAGUUCCCGGUAUUGAGAACACAGUUGGCCCCUGCGUCAAUGUCAUCCCGGUGCGCGUGAAGCUCAACGAGAAAUGGACCGGUGUCGAUCUUUUCCGCUACCUUCAAGACCAGCAGGUCUCCAACAUGCCUUUCGAAUCUCUAGGCUUCCGCGAGAUCAUCAAGCAAUGUACCGACUGGCCUGACUGGACUUACUUCACUACCUCGGUCUUCCACCAGAACGUCGACUACGAGGGAACAAUGGAGCUCGACAACAACAAGUACCGUAUGGGUGGUGUCGGCGUCAAUGACAACCUAGCCGAUCUAACCAUGGUAUCUCGCCCCUCCGGUGAACGUGGCCUCGAUGUCACACUCGGCUACUCCGAAAAGGGACCUGUGAUGCCAUUCUUCGCAACCAAGGUUCUCGACAUGGCCUGUGAGAUUGCUCAAUCCCUCGUCGCAAACCCAACCGCCUCUCUACCCUCGGCAAGCAUGCUGCGCUCUCUACCACCCCAGACAAUCGAAGACCUUCCCCGACCAACAGACGAGCACUUCCUCAGCGCACACCUCAAGUCGCGCUCCAUCGCAGAACUGCUCGUCCAUUCGGACAUCCUGUCUCGCUCAUGGCACCAGGUCCUUCCCAGUCGCACUACCACAGCCCGCGUCGACCCAGAAGCUGACAAGGCAACCCACGAAUCCGCGUUCCAGUUAGACUCGUCCUUCUUUGAUCUCGGCGGUGACGUCUUCAACCUAGCCCAGCUUACCUGGCUCCUUGAGCAGGAGGGUCUCAAGGUUCGCCUCGAGGAUCUUAUCGAACAUCCCUCUUUCCUGGGCCAAAUGGCUGUGCUGGCUUUGCACAAUGCCAAGCACCAGGAUGAUAUCCCAACAGAGCUUCUUGCUACCGGUGCUGCGUUGCCUGAUCCUGUCUCUCGUGUCGAAAAGAAGAAGACGUGGGCGAAGGCUAUGACCAUUGCGCGAAGGCUGACUAGACGAAACAGUGUGAUUUCCAGUCGAGCUUGA
This is a messenger RNA of Penicillium concentricum, 18126 nucleotides long. RefSeq lists its product as uncharacterized. The transcript has 8 exons. Gene Ontology annotation, molecular function: phosphopantetheine binding; catalytic activity. Lineage: Eukaryota; Fungi; Ascomycota; Eurotiomycetes; Eurotiales; Aspergillaceae. The coding region runs from base 1 to 18126 and encodes 6041 amino acids. The record is from RefSeq and is a predicted model, not a curated record.